Molecule: messenger RNA, 3418 nt
Organism: Spodoptera exigua (beet armyworm)
Lineage: Eukaryota; Metazoa; Arthropoda; Insecta; Lepidoptera; Noctuidae
Source: the annotation of a GenBank genome assembly
AUUUAAAGUUGAAGAUUUUUAGAUUCGCCGAUUAAAAACGUUACUAAGGAUUUGUUCUUAGCUUCUUUUUACUUUGAGAAAUAAACUGCAUUCACACUUAAUGUUGUAUUAUUGAAUUGCAAAAACAUGCAGCCGUUAUCACUUAACUCUAAAGGAGACAUUCAAAUUGAUAUAAACCAAGUAAGAAUCGAUAUUCUCCAUGGCAUCCGUGAAUGCACAGAUCGUGGACUUACACAAACUACUAAAUGGCUUGCCGAGCUAAAUUACUCUUUGAAGGAUCACAAAAUAACCUAUGAACAUCCUCCGACUACUAAGGAGGAAGAUGAUAUUUCGCCUGAGGAGAAAGAAGCUUACACCUUGGCCAAAACUUAUUUUGAUUGUCAAGAAUACGACAGAGCUGCUCAUUUUUUAGAAAAUUGCUUGAGUUCUAAAUGUGUAUUUCUCCAUAAAUAUUCUCAAUACAUGUCAAGUGAGAAAAAACGUUUGGACAAUGCAACAGACCUGGGCACCGAAAAUACAGAAUCAACACAAGUUUUAUUGGAUUUACUGUCAUAUUUUAAAGCAAACCGAAACAAUCUAGAUGGGUAUCUUCUGUACUUAGAGGGUGUAGUUUUGAAGAAACUUGACUUAAGGAGUCAAGCGGUGACAGUGCUGCAGGCUGCAGUAGCAGCGGCACCUACACUGUGGUCUGCAUGGGUGGAGCUUGCAGGUCUAGCCAAUGAGUAUGAAGCACUAGACUCUUUCCAACUCCCGAAACAUUGGAUGAUGUAUUUCUUUGCGGCACAUGCUUUUGUUGAAUUGAAAUUAUCAGAGCAAGCUUUGGAAGCCUAUAUGGUAUUGGUUGCAGCAGGGUUUGAAAAAAGUACUUAUGUCACAGCUCAAAUGGCUAUUGCCCACCAUGAUAGAAGAGAUGUGGAUUCAUCACUGGCAUUGUUCCGCGAGUUGUAUCAAAAUGAUCCAUAUAGAUUAGACAACUGGGAUGUAUACUCUCAUCUUCUUUAUCUCAAAGAAAAGAGAAUGGAACUUGCAAACUUAGCUCAGAGAGCUGUAUCUAUAGAUAAAUACAGAGUUGAGACAUGCUGUGUUAUUGGGAACUAUUAUAGUUUAAGAAGUGAACAUCAGAAGGCUGUAAUAUAUUUCCAAAGGGCACUUUCAUUAGAUCCUCAGUAUCUAUCUGCAUGGAUCCUCAUGGGGCAUGAGUUUAUAGAACUACAAAAUUCUAAUGCUGCAAUACAGUGUUAUAGACAAGCAAUAGAUGUAAACAGGAAUGAUUAUCGUGCAUGGAAUGGCCUUGGACAAGCUUAUGAAAUCUUAGGACUCAAUGGUUACUGCAUAUAUUAUUAUUCAAGAGCUGCACAGCUAAAACCUGAUGACUCAAGAAUGUUGGUUUCCCUUGGAGAAGCAUAUGAGAAAAUGGAUAAAAUUCCUAAUGCACUCAAAUGUUACUAUAAAGCGCACAGCACUGGUGAUAUUGAAGGCAUGGCAUUGUUCAAACUAGCUAAGUUAUAUGAAAAGUCUAAUAUGCCUAACAGUGCUGCAGCUGCUUACACAGCUGCUUGUCAGGACCCUGCUAAUGCAGGCAGCAAAGAGUUACCUGCAGCACAGCGUUAUUUAGCACAGUACUAUCUUAGGUUUUCAUUGCUUGACCAUGCUGCUCAUUAUGCUUACAAAUGUUUAGAACAUGAAAGUACUAAAGAAGCUGGUAAAAAUAUUCUUAAAACAAUAUCAGAAAAACGAUCAUCUGCAACAACCUCACAACCAACAAAUUUACCUGAAGACUUACCCGAUGCCAUCAAGAAUGCGUCAGUGUCAUUAUCGCAUGAUAUUCCUAAAACGCCUUUACCGAGCCCUAACGUUACACCCGAUAACUUCUCCACACCUGUGUUCGCACGAAAAAGCAGUAAAUACAAAAUGUGACAAACAAUUGCUAAAAAAUGUAAAAUGUGAAUAGACUGACUGUAAUAAUUUAAGUAUAAUUUGAAUAAAUUAGAACUCGUUCAUGAGCUUAAUUUUGGUCUUCUAAUUAAUUAAAACAAUAUUGGUGGAGAUAAUGUGCUAUACUAACACACACAUAAUUUGGUUCAAAGAAAAAACAAGGUUUAUAAAAAAUAAUAGUGAUUAUUUUAUUUAUACAAAUUAACAGAUCUUAGUGCUCAAAUAGUAAAAAAACAACUAUAUUAUGAACUAAAUAAAUAGGUAAGUGCAUUGAUUAGAAAAAAAUUGUUCAAGUUAGCUCAUUGCAAAUAAAAAUAAAACUGAUUACAAUCACAGAUGAAGCACAUAAUUUGAGAGCUCAAUUUCUAACUGGCUGACUAUAACUAUGUUUGCAACUGAUUUCUUUGAAAACAUAGUAUUAUAAACAUUAACCCUGACUAAGAAAAUUAUUUUCAGUACAAUUUUUGUCAAGCAAAAUGUUAAAAUAUUAAAUAACAUUAAAAAUAACUUUUAUAUUUCAUGUGGUGAAAUUACAAAAAGUCAACAACUCAAUACUAAGUUAAAUGGUAGAUUCUAUAAGAAGUUCAUUGAUGAUUCAUUGAUUUAAAAUUACAAUAGUGAGCAAUUCAUACAUGGACAAUAAAUAUUUUUUCAGUUUUAUUACCAAAAUGUGGUCUCCAACUCAUUAAAUAUUCAAUAAUCUUACAUCUUACAUAUUUUAUCGUUAAAUUUUGUACCAUUCCAUACAAUUCCAAACUAUCAAAUAAGGCCAGUAACCUUUAUGACGUCUUUGAACGACGCAACUCGGCCCCUGGCUGACUCACUGAACAUAACUUACUCACACAAGGCACCUGAUUACAAAUACAUUCUAUGUUAGGUACCUGUGCCUUAAAUUUUGCAAUACUAAUAUUAAUGUACGUAAAUAGCUUCGUCAUUUACUGGUCAUAUCAAAUACAAUACUAUCUAAAUAAUUUAGGAUAAAGCUAAAACCAGAGUCUUUAUCAAUAUUUCAUAUUUAUACACAAUUUGUUCAUAUUUUACCAUUUCUAUUCAAAUAAUCGCAAUACUUUCAUUUCCUAAUUUGAGAUAACUAAUAAUUCAUUGUAAAUAUACAUAUAAAAAAUGUAAGGCAUGUUGAGGCACUCAAUUUUACAACCAUAACAAGCGUGCUGCAUGGUGUUAGCUAUGGACUGACAAUGCAUCAGAUACAAUAACACACUGGCUUUUGCAAUUACACAUUUUGUAAAAUUCAAUAAAUGAAAUCUGAUUACUCAGUGUAAUCACGCAGUGUUACUGUAUCUCCACUAUGACAUAACAUUAAUAAAUUAUUCAACUACUAUACAAUUGUUCAAUAACAUAUAAAUUUGUAGCUUGGUUUGUGCUUUUUGUUACGUAGUUUGUUCUUUGACAUCUCACUUAGUUCUUAUGUUUCGUGUUAAUCCAAAUCAGAGGAAUGGAUUCUUGGAAUUCAUAAAACCCCCAU